Molecule: messenger RNA, 2555 nt
Organism: Andrographis paniculata
Lineage: Eukaryota; Viridiplantae; Streptophyta; Magnoliopsida; Lamiales; Acanthaceae
Product: homeobox-DDT domain protein RLT1
Exons: 9
Coding region: 831-2414 (527 amino acids)
Molecular function (GO): DNA binding
Source: RefSeq, a predicted model, not a curated record
UUAUAAAGAACUAGAAAUGUAGAAUACGCAUAGUUGCCUGAUGAUGUCAGCAUGAUAGAAAGAUUUUGGCCUAGAGGGUUCCAGUGGGAUGAAUAUCCCAUAAAAUAUUCAAUGAAAUGCGUACAAAGUAAAGUAGAAAAACCCAGAACGUCAAGAAAUAUAUGCAUAUGCAAUCAUCUCUGUCCAUAUAUGAUGAGAAGAUUGAAGAAAGGAAUCAUAGCUGUAGGUCAAAAAACGAUUCACAGCAUGUGGAUAUGGCAUAAGGAAAUUUUUGGUGAAUUAUUAUUAUCACGUCAAAUUCAAGAAAACCACAACCCUAAAAUCCUGAAGUCCUGUGCUGUGAUUUACAUAUUUGGGUGCACUUAAGAACUGGCAUUUAAUUAUGGUAUUAAAAGGCCAGAAAGUAAUGGAUUUGGGAGUUAAUGCAAAACCCACAAAGUGACAGUGAAGGAGAAGAGAUCAGAAACGGAAUAAUCUUAACACAGGGGAAGGUUUUUGCAAAUCAAAGCUGAAAAAGAUUGCGAAAUUGACAGCAGAAAGAAAGAGGGGGCAAUAAUUAUUAGCCCAGGCCAGAAGCAGCAGAAAAGAUAACUCAAUUCUCAUUUGGGCAAAGAGUUCUCACUCCCUCUCUCUCUUUCUCUUUCCAUCCCCACACCCAAUUCAGAUGUAGAUUAAUUUUCUUUCUCAUAUAGCCCAAAAAGAUUCCCUUCCUUUCUCUGCUUAGAAUUCCUUCAAGUCUCAGCCAAGUCGAAGUAUUGAUGGGCCAGUAGUUGAAGCAAACGGAGAAGGGCUGAACAGGAGUCAAUUCAGAAACUCAAAACAGAAGAGCCAUGGAAAAAGAUGGGUCCGAGAUGCCUUCUGAUGAUGGUAAAGCCAAUCUGGAUAAGAACAGGAGAAGGACUGUGAAGACACCUGCUCAGGUUCAAGCAUUGGAGAAAUUUUAUGAAGAACAUAAGUAUCCUACUGAAGAAAUGAAACAACAACUUGCUGAGUCUAUAGGAUUAACAGAGAAGCAAGUUUCUGGGUGGUUUUGCCACAGGAGGUUGAAGGACAAGAGGUUAAUGAAUGGGGAAAAUCACACCACUGGAAGGCAAGAUCGGUUGAGUGGGGUCAUACAGGAUCGAGUCAGUGGGCACAGGCAGGAUUCUUGUGGUAGCACAAAACAGGGAAAUGAGAGGAAUUUGGAUACCAGGGAAGUCGAAAGUGGAAGAUUGACUACGAAAGAAUUCUCAGCUCCAGGGCUUUCACCUAUCAUACCGAACAAAAACUACAAUCUUGUGGAUGAUCCAUCUUCAGGAAGCAGUUCUUCAUUACGAAAUAUGUCCAACCAUCAGAAUGUGGAACCUUUCGAUGCAGCAACUGCAAGGCAUCUGACACCAAAAUUUCCAGCAGAUGUGAAGGGUUUGAAAACUAGGCCUGGCCCAUCCGGCUAUUUAAAAGUGAAGGGUCGAGUUGAGAAUGCUGCUGUAACAGCAGUCAAGAGGCAGCUGGGAAAGCAUUACCGGGAUGAUGGACCUCCACUUGGUGUUGAUUUUGAUCCACUUCCUCCAGAGGCAUUUGAAUCAGCAAUGCAGGAACCAGUUCAAGGGGCUUACCAUACUGGAGAAGUAGUGAUCCCUACUUCAGCCGACGCCAUGAAAAGCCACCAGGAUCCCAAGUUUGGAAUGAGCUAUGAAUACAGUUCCAGCCCUGCAUCCUACAUCGAUCGAAAAAGUCAUAAAAAGAGAUGUGGUGGUGAUAUUCCUGACAGCUACAUCAACAAAAAAUCUGGACUUUGGACUUCUGUGUCCAAUGGUGUUGCUUAUUAUCCCGGAAGCAAUUCUUUCGUUAAAUUCCCUGGAACUCCUGAUAGGCAUAUAACUGGUGGUCAUAGUCGAGAUGAAUAUGAGACAAAGCCCAGACCAGAUAUUGAGAACUUGAGAAUUGCUUCAAUCUCAAAUGAUCCACAUCUGCAAACUUAUGGAGGGAAAGUGGGAGAGGAACGAUUUCGUGAGUAUAGUGAUGUCUACAGAGAAAAUGGCUUUACUGAUCACUCCAAUCCGACCAUGAAAAGAAAGGAAUGCGACCGCUAUUCAAGGGAUGCUUUACUGUCGGGACAGCCUAUGAAGAAUGACAACAGGAGGGCAAUUGAUGAAAGUCGAGUCAAGAUCCCAAGUAACAAGAAGUUAAAUGCUAGAAAAAGAUUGAGGGGAGAAUUUAGUCCAGUAGAGCAGCAGGUUCUUAAAGCAUCAUCAUCAUCAGUGGUGGAUAAGUUAGCAUGGAGCGACCAGAUCAUGAGGUGCGGUGUGGAACAAAAAUGGAGUCGAGCGAUGAGGAAAGCGCAGAAACAAGUUGUUCAGUGGAUUAAAGCAGCAAGCAAGCAGGUUGGACGUAUGACAGGUCACCUGCCAUGUCUUAUCGGACCUAGUUUGUAAAGUACCAUGUUCAGAGACGGAAAAUGUGAGGAGGAGGUAGUAUAAUAUAGGAACCCGAGAUAAAUGUGGGCUCCUUUCACUGUAAAAGUUGUCCAAGUUCACUCUUUUGACAGGCCACAUCCCUUGCGGACAAUUUUGUUA